AUGUCUGAAAAUUCCAGUGACAGUGACUCGUCUUGUGGCUGGACUGUCAUCAAUCAUGAGGGUUCUGACAUAGAGACGGUGACUUCGGAAAAUGGAAGCACAAAUGAUAACCACGAGUGUGUUUCAGAAGAAUAUGUUUCUUUGCAAGAAGAGGAGCAACCAAUUGAUUUGCAAGCUCAGUGCAGCAAUGAUGGAGAGAUACCAGUGGCAGAAAAUACUCUCUCUGCUUCUGAGGAAGCUCAGACAGAUCCAGAGAAAGAAAAACUCCCUGAUGAUGGGACCUGCAUUGGAGCUAUUAGUGAUGAUUCUGACAUUGUUACGCUUGAAGCUCCAAAACCAGAAGAAACUCACAGUCAGGAGGAAGCUCCAGCUGACGGCGAAGAAGCUCAGAGUUCAGAGGAUUUUAACAUGGGCUCCUCCUCUAGCAGUCAAUAUGCAUUUUCCCACCUAGAAACUGUUUUUCCAUCUCAGGCUAGCAAUGAUGAAUCAAGCAGUGAUGAAACCAGCAAUCAGUCCAGUCCCACAGUACGAAAACGUCGGGCUAAGAAGAGGCUGAUCUCUGGCUCCGAGGCAGAGGGUGGGCCACCUGCUGAAACGGAGCCUGAACCUCCCAGAGAAGAGCAGCACAAACGCCAGUUCAGCAGUGGCCUUAACAGAUGCAUCAUACUGGCUUUGGUGAUUGCAGUCAGCAUGGGCUUUGGACACUUCUACGGUAAACCUGAAG
Messenger RNA from Mesitornis unicolor (brown roatelo), 724 nucleotides. It is a transcript of the gene CCPG1, whose product is annotated as cell cycle progression 1. The transcript is spliced from 6 exons. Gene Ontology annotation, cellular component: membrane. The annotation marks the transcript as partial. Lineage: Eukaryota; Metazoa; Chordata; Aves; Mesitornithiformes; Mesitornithidae. The record is from RefSeq and is a predicted model, not a curated record.